Molecule: messenger RNA, 726 nt
Organism: Cladophialophora yegresii CBS 114405
Lineage: Eukaryota; Fungi; Ascomycota; Eurotiomycetes; Chaetothyriales; Herpotrichiellaceae
Product: Ras family, other
Exons: 2
Coding region: 1-726 (241 amino acids)
Biological process (GO): signal transduction
Cellular component (GO): plasma membrane
Molecular function (GO): GTPase activity; GTP binding; GDP binding
Source: RefSeq, a predicted model, not a curated record
AUGUCGGGCAAAAUGACAUUAUAUAAAUUGGUGGUGCUUGGAGAUGGCGGUGUCGGGAAGACAGCUUUGACAAUUCAGUUAUGCUUGAACCACUUUGUCGAGACCUACGAUCCUACCAUUGAAGACUCUUACCGGAAGCAAGUCAUGAUCGAUCAACAGGCUUGCAUGCUCGAAGUUCUUGAUACUGCUGGACAAGAAGAAUAUACUGCUCUCCGUGACCAGUGGAUCCGAGACGGCGAAGGGUUUAUCCUUGUCUACAGUAUCACCUCCAGAAACUCUUUCACAAGGAUUCAGAAGUUCUAUUCCCAGGUACAGCGGGUCAAGGAGUCGGGACAUCCGAAUUCACCUACUGGCGCAAGUUACUUGCCUGCACAAAUGGCUGGCCAGCCCAUGUAUACCGGCCCUGUUCCUAUUAUGCUAGUUGGCAACAAGAGCGACCAGCAUCACGAACGGGAGGUCUCAGCCCAAGAGGGCCUAGCUCUUGCGAAAGACCUGGGCUGCGAAUUUGUCGAGGCUUCUGCCAAAAACUGCAUCAACGUUGAAAAGGCCUUUUACGACGUUGUACGGCAGUUGAGAAGGCAACGACAAUCACCUAUGAAGCCCGUCGACCGGAAGGCCACAAAUUACGGGCCCCAGCCGGGUCCACGAAACAACUAUGAAUCGGACCAUCAACGAAUUUACCGCGAACACACAAAGAAGCGCAGCAGCAAAUGUGUGAUUUUAUGA